GCUCUCCUGCAAUUGCAGUUCCAGUGCAAUUCACCUUCGAUAGCAGGAGAACAAGAAAACACGCACUAACUCACCUACCGAUACACAGACUUCCAUACUUUAAGCCUUAAGGUAACGUCAUGCCUUCAUUAGCCGUUGCUGGAAAGUGUUCAUCAGAGAUUUCCAAAGACAGGAAAAAGAAGAAAGCGAAAAACGCCGAAGCCGAGGCUCAAAAAUCCCCUGAAUUGGACUCUUCCAUGGAGCAAAAAUUUAAGAAAGAGAAGAAGUCAAAAAAGACCAAGAUCAGUAAUUCGGACUCUGAUUCCGAAGAACUGAAGAAGCAGAAGAAGAAGGAGAAGAAGCGAAAGGCGGCGGUGAUUGACGGUGACAAUGUCAAUGAAGAGGAGAGGAGUGAUACGAGCUCGGAGUUGGGGGAGCCGAUGAAUUUGAUGAAGAAAAAGGCUAAGUUAACGGAGGUAGACGAAGAUGAUGACGAGAAGAGUGUGAAAGAGGAGCAUCCGAAUGCUUUAACGAAGUUUAGGAUAUCGGAGAGGUUGAGAGAGGCAUUGAAAGUAAAGGGAAUUGAAUAUUUGUUUCCGAUUCAGGCCAUGACUUUUGAUACCGUUUUGGAUGGGUCUGAUUUGGUCGGUCGAGCUCGCACUGGUCAGGGUAAAACGUUGGCCUUUGUGCUGCCUAUACUGGAGUCCUUGACAAAUGGACCUGCAAAAGCAGCACGAAAGACUGGAUACGGGAGGGCACCUAGUGUUCUUGUACUUUUACCCACUAGGGAAUUGGCCUGCCAGGUGUUUACUGACUUUGAACUGUAUGGUGGAGCAUUGGGUCUGACAUCUUGUUGUAUAUACGGGCAAUCCCCUUACAGACAGCAAGAGAUUCAACUAAAAAGAGGGGUUGACAUAGUAGUAGGCACUACUGGCCGUGUUAAGGAUCACAUAGAGAGGGAGAAUAUCAACUUGAGCUCAUUGAGGUUCCGUGUUCUUGAUGAAGCUGAUGAAAUGCUGAAGAUGGGUUUUGUUGACGAUGUUGAGUUUAUUCUAGGCAAGGUUGAAAGUGCAAGCGAAGUUCAAACACUCCUUUUUAGCGCCACGUUACCUGAUUGGGUGAAGCAAAUUGCAGCCAAGUUCCUGAAACCUGAUAAGAAAACUGUAGACCUAAUUGGCAAUGAGAAAAUGAAGGCUAGUGCAAGUGUCAGGCAUAUUGUCCUGCCUUGCUCUACUUCAGCAAGAGCCCAACUUAUUCCUGACAUUAUUCAUUGCUAUAGCAGAGGAGGUCAAACUAUUAUUUUCACUGAGACAAAGGAUUCAGCUUCUGAACUUGCUGGCUUAUUGCCAGGAGCACGUGCUUUGCAUGGUGACAUACAGCAGUCCCAGCGAGAGGUUACACUCAGUGGCUUCAGAUCCGGAAAGUUCACCACAUUAGUGGCCACAAAUGUGGCAGCACGUGGAUUGGACAUUGACAAUGUCCAGUUGAUAAUCCAGUGUGAGCCCCCACGAGAUGUAGAAGCAUAUAUCCAUCGUUCUGGACGUACAGGCAGAGCGGGGAACACUGGUGUUGCUGUAAUGCUUUAUGAUCCUAGGAGAUCAAACAUUUCUAAGAUAGAAAGAGAAUGUGGUGUGAAGUUUGAACAUGUAUCUGCUCCACAGCCAGCUGAUAUUGCUGAAGCAGCUGGUGCAGAAGCUGCAGAAAAAAUUUCCCAAAUCUCUGACAGCGUCAUUCCGGCAUUUAAGGCUGCUGCAGAGGAGCUACUGAACAACUCUAAUUUAUCCCCAGUAGAACUUCUUGCAAAAGCUCUUGCCAAGGCUGCUGGUUAUUCAGAGAUCAAGAGUCGUUCAAUUCUUACUUCCAUGGAAAACCAUGUCACGUUACUACUGGAGUGUGGAAGGCCCAUCUACACGCCCUCCUUUGCUUACAGCGUGCUGCGAAGGUUCUUACCUGAAGAAAAGGUCGAGUCAAUUAAGGGUCUUGCUUUAACGGCUGAUGGAAAAGGGGCCGUGUUUGAUGUGGCUGCUGAAGAUCUGGACUUGUUUCUCAAGGGCCAGGAAGGUGCUGGUGGGGUUAGCUUGGAUGUUGUGAAGUUAUUGCCACGGUUGCAAGACAGAGACCAGGUAAGAGGUGCAAGAUUUGGGAGUGGUGGUCGUGGUGGCUUUUCUGAUAGGAGGGGGGGUGGUAAUCGGUUCUCUGGGGGAAGAGGGGGAAGAGGCGGUUCAUCUGAUAGGAGGAAUGGUCAGUUCUCCAAAAGUCCAAGCGGUGGGGGAGGUUUCAGAAAUAACAGCCGUAAAUGGUGAAGUUUUCUUGCCAAAAUGGCAGCUUGAAAUUUUGUGGUGGUUUUUAUGAGUUAUUCUGUUUUCUUAAUUAAGCAAUUCAAUUGACAAUUUUUUAGCAGGUGCAUCCCAUUUCUCGUGCCUGUAUGUUUCGGUUUUUAUGUAUGUCCCAUUUUUUCCCCAGUAGAUAAUUCUACAAUAGAGUUUUGGGGGUUUUGCUGGGUUCCCCAUCUUAGGUCCUUGAUUUUGCAGAAACUGCGAGAUUUGUAUCUUCAAUCUGCGAUAGAGCUCAGUGUAUCUUCAAUUAAUUAUCGAAUCAUCUUAGAUUGUUUGGGAGAUAUGUUUUAUUUUCGCUGAAAAA
Messenger RNA from Coffea eugenioides, 2619 nucleotides. RefSeq names its product DEAD-box ATP-dependent RNA helicase 7. The transcript is spliced from 14 exons. The record is from RefSeq and is a predicted model, not a curated record. NCBI's taxonomy places the organism in Eukaryota, Viridiplantae, Streptophyta, Magnoliopsida, Gentianales, Rubiaceae. Gene Ontology annotation, molecular function: RNA binding; helicase activity; ATP binding. Bases 120 to 2282 code for a protein of 720 amino acids.